CCUCUUCUGGUCGAAGUUUCGGCCCUCGUUGUUCAGACUCUCUCCCCUUUAUUAAUUAAUUUUUGUUCGCAUUUAUAAAUCUCUGCAUCAUAGACUGGGAAGACUAAUUAUUCUCUAUAAAAGCCUCCCUCCCCUCCCACCUCCCGAGAGAUCUAUCUGUAUUCUGUAUUACAAUUUCAACUUUCCUCAAAGAACUUCAACAAGAACCAGACCAAUAAGGCAAGACUGUACCAAAAAAGAGUUAGCUAUCUCAGUCAGAAUCCCUGCUAGCCCUCUCUGUAUCCCUAUUUUCUCUCACUUUCCUUCUCUGCAAGAACCCUUUUCUCCGAGCAACGCCAAAGCCCCUUACAAGCUCUCUUUACUCUCUCGCUCUCUCUAUAUCUAUGUUUCUUUCAUAGCCUCCGAUUGCCGUUCCUUAUCAAUUGGCUUCUUUCAGAUCAAAACCCCACAAACCAAAAAUGUCUAGUUCCUUUGAAAUAUUUGACAAAGUGAAGGCUGGGAAAGCCGAUGCUAUGAGAAGGUACAACAGAAAGAGAAACCUUUACUGCUUCUUGGAAACUGUGGGAGCUUUAGUCUUGCUUUGGUGCUCCUUCUCUUGCUUCCCUGUCAUAACACAUGCAGCCUCUCGUUAUCUCUCCUUUUUUAACCAGAAAAUCUAUGCUUUUGUGCUUGCAAACGUUUUUAUUCUAAUCGUCGUCUACCUUUCAUCUACAACACCCAGCAACAAUGACCAAAGCGACACUCCAAUCCAAACCGAUAUCUAUGACGAGUACGUUUCCUUCUCCACCUCCUCUCCUCGGUGGAAAACAACCACCGGAGAGGACAAACAGUUUGUUGUUUCCUUGCUGCAAGAGGAACCAGUUCAAGCAGAAGAGAAGAAUCCAGUUCGUGAGAAAGAUACACUCGACGACGAAAAACAAAUUGUUUGCUGCGAGAAAACUAACGAUGCUGCCAAUGUUGAUGAAAUGGGAAAAAAUCCGGUUCGUGAUCUUACAGUGGUGAAAGAGGAGAAGUUUUUCAGGAGGACGCUAUCAGAGAAACAUGGGAAAGAGAAAAGGGAAUAUCCACGAGAGUUUCGAAGAUCGGAGACGGAGAUUGGAAGGGAGACGUUGACUGUAUUCCGUACUGGUGGCCUUAAUUAUGAUACUCCGGGGGCCGCGAGAAAGUCGAUGCUGGAGAUGAAUAGUGACGAGUUUAGGCUUACAAUUGAGAGAUUUAUUGCUACUAAGAAGAAGAUUUUGAGAGAGGAAAGUAUUGCUUUGUCAAGUGAGGAAAAGGAAGAAUAUUUAGCUAUUAAUUAUAGAUAAUUAAUUAAUAUUUAGCAGUAUUAGUGGAAAAUAAAGAUAAUUAGGUACCAUAAAAUCGAGAUGGUUUUUAUGAUUCAUGAUGCAUAAUUCGCUUGGAUUGCCAGUAAUAAAUAUCUUUAAAAUUGAAGAA
Molecule: messenger RNA, 1437 nt
Organism: Populus trichocarpa (black cottonwood)
Lineage: Eukaryota; Viridiplantae; Streptophyta; Magnoliopsida; Malpighiales; Salicaceae
Exons: 1
Coding region: 459-1307 (282 amino acids)
Source: RefSeq, a predicted model, not a curated record